AUGUCGGAUAACAAUCCCUCCACCCGUACCUCAUACCUCAACGAAGCCGCGGCGGCCAUCCAUUCUGGCGUUGCAUCCGUCACUGGAAGUUCAGAAGAUAAGACCAAGGCGGAGCAAGCAAAGAAGAAAUCCGAGGACCAACGCGCUACCUCACAAUCUGCCGCCAAGAUUGGCCCUUACUCUGUAGGUCCCGAAGGAGGCGUGGCCAAAGACAGCCCCGAGCGCACGCAGGGCCGGUAUGACCAGACGGUUGGCAGCGUAAACGAGGCCACGGGAAGGUUGAUUGGGAACGACCGCCUAGUGCAAAGUGGACGCCAGCGGAGUCGACAUGGCGAGGAGCAGGAGGCGAAAGGCCAGUUGAGUGACUUGGGCCGCGGCGUUAGUGAGCGGGUGCAGGGCGCUGUUGGCGGUGUCACUGCUGCUCUGACGGGAGAUCGAGCUGAGCAACAGAGACACGCGGACAUACAUGAUGAGGGUAAAGCGAGACAGCGCGGUGUCGAAACUGAGUUGGACAGGAAAGCCGGAAUUUAA
Molecule: messenger RNA, 531 nt
Organism: Scedosporium apiospermum
Lineage: Eukaryota; Fungi; Ascomycota; Sordariomycetes; Microascales; Microascaceae
Exons: 3
Coding region: 1-531 (176 amino acids)
Source: RefSeq, a predicted model, not a curated record